Drosophila innubila is the source of this 1975-nucleotide messenger RNA. RefSeq lists its product as uncharacterized. Lineage: Eukaryota; Metazoa; Arthropoda; Insecta; Diptera; Drosophilidae. The coding region runs from base 167 to 1663 and encodes 498 amino acids. Gene Ontology annotation, cellular component: transcription regulator complex; nucleus. Gene Ontology annotation, molecular function: DNA binding. The record is from RefSeq and is a predicted model, not a curated record. Gene Ontology annotation, biological process: regulation of transcription by RNA polymerase II. The transcript has a single exon.
CGAUAGUUGGGGAGCUAGGAGACCAGCUGUUUGUGCCAUUCACUCGCGACUGCAAAACAAUAAAAUGUUUUGCGAAAAAAAACCGCAAUAAAACUUGAAGAAAAUUGUAACAAAACUUAAUGUAACCUUAAAACUGGACACGCCUAUAGACUAGUACUGUUCCAUCAUGGCCAGUGAUUUUAGCAACAGUCAAUAUGUGACCACAAACACAUGCUCAAGUGCAGCAAAUUUCUCUCGCUGGCUGACCGAAGAAGUCUUCAAGCUGAUCGAUAUUGUACAACGGGAUGAAGCUAUCUAUAAUCCGCGACACAAAUACUACUUUUGCCGGCCAUACGUGGAGAACUUUUGGCGUGAAGUGGACUUGAAGCUGGAGAAGAAUCCUGGCGCCAGUUUGGCCAAAUGGACAAAUCUACGCAUUUCAUUUCGACGCGAGUACACCAACUAUUUGGAGGAGAAAGUGCCGCCUUGCUGGUCGUACUUUGAUCGCAUGUUCUUUUUGCAUCCAUAUCUGAGAAAGAAGCACCAACAGCCGAAAUCGCUGGGUUCACAAGUUCAGGAUGCCCUGGCGCAUCUAAGCAGUCUCUCAAACAGGAUGCAGCGGGAGCGAGGAGUUACCACAUGUACGGCGGCAAGUACCACGACUGCAGUGCAGUUGAACACCAGCAGUUCUGCACACUCGGCACAACCAUCGCCGCAGCCACAACAGCUGGACAACUACUUGGACUACUUCGAUGAGCAUGAUCACAAUAACUCGGAACUCGACGAAAUUAUUGAUGAGGAGCAGCGUGCUCGUUUCCAAAGUCAUACGCUGGACAACAACGACAUUAAAUCGGAAUGUGAGGAGCCAAUUGAUGAUUACGAACCAGAAACCGAAGCAGAUGUCGAGCACCGUGUCCAUCAUCCACAUCAGGAUGAGGAGGACCAUGAAAACGAGGAGCAUGAAUUGCGCACAAUCGUAUAUGAUACGGCUGUAACAGCAUCGGCAUCGGCUCCCAGUUCCACGUCCACCUCAUCUUCGUUGGCACUGGAAAAGCGAUACUCGCAGCAUUAUCAGCAGCAGCAACAGCACGCCAGUACCAGCAGAUUGCAGCACAUGAAUCGCCUUCAGAUGCGCACAUACCACGAGGAAGCACGUGCUCUGCGCUCACGCUCCCAGGAGCUGCAAGGUGUCACAGCUACUGCUGCAAGUGUGGCUGCUGCUGCCAGUGUCGCCAAUUUGCAAACGCACUCGAACGUUUCGUUUGUGCGUCCAACUUUCAGCAGCAAGCCCUUGGACAUGGUAAGCACCACUACGCACAGUGGUGCUGCCGUUGCUGUCAUUGGUUCGGCAUCUGCAUCCGACGUUGAAUUGCCGGCGCCGUCGAGCGUUGCAGUAGCAGCUACGCCUAGUAACGGCUAUAUUAACCAACGACAUGUACAUGUACCGCAUUCACAUUCGCAUUCGCAUCAUCCGGCGACGCAAUCUCAACGUCUGGAAGUCAGCAAUCCAUCUAGUGCUGUGGCUACAGCAGGAGCUGUGGAAUUAUGCGAUUGCAAGACGGAUUCGGAUGCCAUGUUUCUUAUGAGUCUUUUGCCUGACAUCCAGAAACUAAAUGGACGAGAUCGUGGAAAAAUCAAAAUAGCUUUCCAAAACAUAUUGCAGGAUUACUUGUAUCCCGACUAAAGGCGACUCCAAGUCGCAUCUGCUGCUAGUUAAGAUCUCUCAGCUUCUCUGUGUAUACAACUUUGCUUAUAGCAUGCACAAAUCUUUUUUUGAUUUAUUAUUAUACUCGUAUAUAAGUUGAUCACUCGGCUCAGCCGAUAAAUCUUGUUUUUUAAUUCGCGUAAUUCAUUGAAGCUUUGCUGUGCAAAAACAAAGUAUCCUUAAUUCUAGCCUCUUUGAGCAACAACAUGUGUUAUAAAUUAUUUUAUUUAUAUGUAUAAAUAUUUAAAAAUCUUUUAUGUUUAACACAAGAAUAAAUUCAUUCAAAAUUUA